This is a messenger RNA of Westerdykella ornata, 2154 nucleotides long. RefSeq lists its product as uncharacterized. Lineage: Eukaryota; Fungi; Ascomycota; Dothideomycetes; Pleosporales; Sporormiaceae. The coding region runs from base 164 to 1984 and encodes 606 amino acids. The transcript has 3 exons. The record is from RefSeq and is a predicted model, not a curated record.
CGCUUCCAGCUUAAAUAGCAGCCUCCGCACCUUCCCUCUGUUUUCUCCUCAACCUUCCACCUUCCACCACCACCGCCAGCUGCGCCUUGUUCCGCGACUACCUUGCUCAAUUAUCGCUCACCUUUCCACGCUUUUCCUGAGUCCAAGCGCGUCGUUUUCAUCAAUGGCACGCGAAAAGCGCCCUGCGCUGCCUGCCGCGUACGGCACGCCCGGCAACAAACCGCCUCAAUAUCUGAUUGGCGAGGUCAGCGGCACGCCUGAGACGGCUUCUGACUACUCCUUUGCCACCGUCAAUUCCGCCACCCCCAUCAACCGCGCCGCGUCCUCUCCUCCGACCACCAUCGAGAGGACUGGCAUCGACGCUGCCCUGAUGACCGUCGUCAACGCUGAGGCUUCGAAGCUCUUCGGCCUCUCCUCUGGUUCCGCCCGUAGUACACUCGACGCGGCCCGUCUCAUCGAACACACUCACAGUUUUACAGUUGAUGCGCCCUUGCCUCCCCAGACGCCUUCCGAGAAGGAGAAUAAUGCCCCAUCGUCUCCUAUCAACCCGGGAAAUGGAAAGUCGGCUGCUUGCCCAGCCAACGUUCACCGUGGUAACAAGUUGGCUGCUUUCUUCUCCAAGGGCAUUGAAGCCCCGAAGCCCACGUCUGCUACCGCCACCGCCGCUGCCGUCAGCACCAAGCGAUCCGCUGACGACGCCGGACUUCACGCCGAAGAUGGCAGCCGGAUGGCUGAUGCUGCGCUCAACGCAAAGCCCGAUGUCGCAGCUCGCAAUAACAGUGCUCCGAAGCAAGGUCGCAAGACAUCGAUCAAACCCGCCCAGAAGCCUCAGAAGAAGCUUGUCCGAAAGUCGGCUCGUCCGGUCAAUCAGACACCGCCACGCAAGAGGCAAAAGGUAGACCUUGCAGUCCAACACAAAGUUCAUGAUGAUUCGGAAGGAUCAGACCGCGACGAUGUCGAUAUGAUGGAUGUUGAAGAAGCUGAAGCUGGCGUGAGAAGCGAGCCCAUUACCGACAACAACAAUAACGACAACAACGAUGCCCCCAAAGCGGUACCGGUCAGCAGUGAAGUCAAGAAGAAUGCCAACAACAAUGGCGCCAAACAGAAAACCGCGGCCGACACCAAUGAGGACCAUGUGCUCGUCCUCCAAACCAUGAAACGUUCCGCGCGUAUUCUGAACCCAGAAGACCCAGUCGAUGCUGCCCUCAUUGCCGAAGCCGAGAAACACAAGGACACUACUCUAUAUGACACUGACGAUGAGCGCGAGGGUGACUUGAAAGGUAACAUCAGCAAGCCCGAGUUGUUCCGCAACGUUCGCUGGAAGGAUGUUGCUUACGAUACCGAUGUUGAGCCUUUCGAGCCGACACUCGACUUCAAUGGCUUUGUCCCCGGUCGCUUCGAGCGCAUGCCCGAUGGGACUGUGCGUGAUCAGAAGUCCAAGCUCUUGACGAAGCUUGUCGAUGCCAACGGUAACCGCAGGAUCUAUCGCAACCCACCACCGAAGGACUGGAACAACCAGGAGGCCUUGACCGCUCUCAACAAGCGCAUCGUUCAGCAAAUUCGCCGCAAUAGCAACGUUCGUUUCCGACGUCAAGUCGUUCCCUACGAGCAGUUUGAGCGCGAGUGGAUCCUGAAGAACCUGAACAGCUCCGGCAAGCCGAAAAAGGGGUGGAUCGAGUUUGUCGCUGAUUUCAAUGAACAGUUCGAAGGAAAGGUCUUCGACGGCGUUAUCGAACCCCGCCCCCAGCGCUCCGUCUCCAGCCUCACCAAGGAAGUUGACCGAUUCCAUGACGACUAUUCGCAGGGACGUGUCCCUGAGCCCGCUGCCGACAAGGACAAGCGUAAGACCAGUUCCGGAAAGCGCAAGGCCACCGACAAUGUUGAUACCGCCGAGAUGGCAACUGUCUCCAAGAAACGCAAGGCUAAUUCCGACGGGACUGCCGGACCCUCUGCUGCCUCUAAGAAGCGCAAGGUCAGCAACUAAGUUUGCUUCACUGGUGGACGCUUCGACAUAAUGUCACGUAUGUUAACUAGCCCACCUUCAUUGUUGUCGGUUGUUCGCUGUAUCCGGAUGACUCGACUCACUGCUACCCUAUCAGGAGGCGCUCGAAUGUUGACGUUGAUUUAGCGACAGGAUGAUGUAUCGACCUUCUA